UUGUCCCUCACCGUCAAAUAUCACAACAGCCACACCACCACUGUGACCAAUUUGGCUGAGAUUUCUCUGUCAAGUGAAAAAACAAAAGAAAAGAAAAAGCUUUUGAAACUGGGUCAUAUUUUUGGCUUUUCUUUGAUCAGUUGUUGCUGUUGUUUUCUCCACUGACAUUUCCUGUGAUUGUUGGUCUUUGCAUAUAUAAUAUUAUACACUGGUGCCUUACAAAAUAUAAAUGAAUAUGAUUGAAGUAUAAAGUUCCAAAAUAGUAGUAGCUGUCUCAAUAUAUAUAUAUAUAUAUAUACGCACAAAUAUAAUAUAUACAUAUACUUAUAUAUAUAUACCCUUAUCACACACAUAUGUGCAUACACAAACACACAUACUCAUAUACAUCAUAUAUUAUUCUGAAGGAUAAAUGAAAAAAUAACCAAGGUCAAACUUAAUUGAACAUAAUUAAUUAGACAAAUAUAAACUGUAAAAUUUAAUUCAAUUUAAUUUUUUGAAAAAGGAUAUCAAAAACAAAUGGAGUUCAUUACUUCUGGGAAAUUGGUAACUGUAUGUAUGCAUCUAGCUUUGUUAAUGAUUCUAAUGAAGACGCAGCAUGUUGAAACUAGCUCUACAAAACAAGAAACUGGGAGAAACACAUUGUCAACGAUACUGUCAUCAUUAUCAUCAGCAACACCACCAACACCACCAGUAAUAACAACAGCAGCAAUAACAGUAGCAGUAUCAACAGCAGCAGUAACAGCAACAGCAACAGCAACAACAGCUGCUGCAACAACAACAGCAUCAUCGAAACCUGCACUUUCUCACGUUGUAAUUUCGACCGUUACCGAUGGAGCUUCUCCAAUAUAUUUAACUAGCCAGCCUCCUACAGUAAAAACAUUGGGCCCAUCUUUACGUCCAACUGUAAGAAACCAGACAGUAUUGUGGAAUAGUUCGACUAGAUCACAGCACAAAACUACCUCAAACUUUUAUUCUGCAACACCGUUUCCUUCGAAACUUUCUACAACUAAUGCAGUUUUAAAUGAAACUCCACAAUCCAAAAGCAUCACUACUGUGGUUUCCCAUACAACGAAACUUAAAUAUCCGAUUACUUCUUCUACCAAUACAAUCAUAUCUAAGGUAACUCAUGGUCGUAGCUCUCUUCGAUUAUUAAACGUUACUAAGACAUCGUUUGAGAAGGGGAGUACAUCGGUACAGUCAUCACUUUCGACUUCGACUUCGACUUUGGUGUCAACGUCGGCUGCAAGCUUGCGUUCAUCUUUGGUUUCACUCGGUACUACCACUUCUAAAAAACCAGAAAUUCGAUCAACACCAGUUUUAUCUACAAGCCCAGCUAAUACUACAAAAACAGCUGUAACAACUACAGCAUGGAACAUUUCUACAGAGCAGUCGAUUCUAGAUAUAAAUAUCACAGGAGCUACGAGUAAAGAAUCACAAAAACUAACAACAGAAGAACAAGUGGCCACUGGAAUAUGUGUCCCGCUUUUUGUCCUUAGCAUUUUGGGUUUAAUAUAUUUCUUUUACAAACGAAAACGCCAGGAUCAGUCUAUCAAAUUUCCAGAGGCAUGCAACGAGUCAUCAUGGUCAUAUGCUAAUUCCGCAUUUUCUGGAGAAGCAAAUGAAAACAAAGCAGCAGAACGUAACUAAAAUAAACUUGCAUCUUUUUACAAUAUACCGUCCAAAUCAGUCGGUGGAUUUUGAAUAUGAAAUAAAAGAAGACUGUAGUGUUAUCAUGGGAUAAUUCCGAGAUCCUUAUUACUUCAAAUAUGAAUUGCCACGAAAAUGUUAUGUAUUAUUUUGACAUCACAUCAAGAAAGUUGGAACUGUUGAUGACUAAAACAAAAUAUAUGAAGAGCAGACUGGCAUUUUGUUGAUGGUGGUGGUGGUAGUGUGUGUGUGUGUGUGUGUGUGUGUGUGGAGAGUGGUAUAUUGUAAAGGCUCAGAAAAGAAGUAAAAUAAUAUACAGAAAAAUUGAGAAAAAAAUAAUAGAAAUAUAUAAUAUAAUAUAUAAUAACUGACUGGCAUUGAUUAAAUGAAGGCUUUUAAGAACAUCUCUAAGAAAGUUUUAUAUCUUUAUAUUUUCCAUUUAGAUCUUUAAUUCCAAAUAUAGGGGUUCAAAUUAAAUAUUAUAAAGCAUUUCGUCAGACAAUCCAUGGAGGUUGAGCUUCUACCAACAUAUUGACUUGCACGUGUGUUCAUGUGGACACAAGAUAUGUAAAAAGGGGUAGAAAAAGUAGGAGAAUUUAUUCUUUGUUACUAAAUCAUAUCAAACUGCACUUGUCAUUCUAGCAUCUAUGUCCACAUUACUAUUAAGAUUUCAUGCAAUAGGCGUCUCUAGAUAUUCGUCUCUCUCAACUAUUCUUCUAUGUUAUUACACCACUCGGUGUACAUCAACGAAAAGAAACUACAGUCAUUCUAAAAUCAUUAACGAAAAGAAACUUUAGUCGUUCUAAAAUCUAUUCGUCGUGGUUACAUUAUGUUUCGUUGAUGGGACCUAAAAAGACCAAAUUAUGUUCAGAAGUGUCACUAUACUACUAAACAUCAGAUUUCCUCUCCACUACAUUUCAUAUUGAAUUUCAAUUACUAUUUCUGGGUUGUCACCUUUGCUCUCCAUCUCUCUCUCUAUCUCUCUCAGAUAAUGAUUCACCUUGAAACUACAGAAAUAAUUUUAAUAAAUUAAAUUUCUUAUAGAAAAAUUCUAGAGCCUAUGUUAUUUUCCUCUUGUCCUACAUACACACACACACACAUAUAUAUAUCAAAGAAGGUAAAAAGAGAGAAAAUGGAAAGCUUCUAACAACGCGGAAAGUUUAAUAAAGCCUUUAUCU
Octopus bimaculoides (California two-spot octopus) is the source of this 2825-nucleotide messenger RNA. RefSeq lists its product as uncharacterized. The record is from RefSeq and is a predicted model, not a curated record. Lineage: Eukaryota; Metazoa; Mollusca; Cephalopoda; Octopoda; Octopodidae.